Calypte anna (Anna's hummingbird) is the source of this 1537-nucleotide messenger RNA. It is a transcript of the gene SIRT3, whose product is annotated as sirtuin 3. Lineage: Eukaryota; Metazoa; Chordata; Aves; Apodiformes; Trochilidae. The transcript is spliced from 8 exons. Bases 1 to 1080 code for a protein of 359 amino acids. Gene Ontology annotation, molecular function: histone deacetylase activity, NAD-dependent; NAD+ binding. The record is from RefSeq and is a predicted model, not a curated record.
AUGCAGCGGGGGGCUCGGCGGGGCCGGGGGCUGCUGGCGGCGGCAUGGAGGAGCCUGUGGGAGCGCAGCCCCUGGGAUGGCGGCAGCGGCAGCAGCAGCAGCGGGGGCCCGGGGGGUCUGGCCCAGCUCUCGCCGUGCUCCGGAGCCAGCGGAGGGGCAGCAGGGAGCAGGAUCCCAGGGACCAGACCCUUCUCCUUGGCCACUGCAGCCAGAGCCCUGUGGGGAGGUGGUGGUGGGCAGCAGCAGCUGACCCUGCAGGACGUGGCAGAGCUGCUGGGGCAGGAGCGGUGUCGGCGGGUGGUGGUGAUGGCAGGAGCAGGGAUCAGCACCCCCAGCGGCAUCCCGGAUUUCAGGUCCCCGGGGAGUGGUCUCUACAGUAACCUGGACCAGUAUGACAUCCCCUACCCAGAAGCCAUCUUCGAGCUGGAGUAUUUCUUCAUUAACCCAAAGCCUUUCUUCACCUUGGCCAAGGAGCUCUACCCUGGCAGUUACAGACCCAACUAUGCCCACUACUUCCUGAGGCUCCUGCACGACAAAGGGCUCCUCCUGCGCCUCUACACCCAGAACAUCGAUGGGCUGGAGCGAGCUGCUGGCAUCCCCCCUGACAGGCUGGUGGAAGCCCACGGCACCUUUGCCACUGCCACCUGUACCGUCUGCCGCAGGAACUUCCCCGGAGAGGACUUCAGGGGGGAUGUCCUGGCAGACAGGGUCCCUCGCUGUCCUGUCUGCUCUGGUGUCAUCAAACCCGACAUCAUCUUCUUCGGCGAGGAGCUCCCGCAGCGCUUCCUCCUCUACCUGACAGACUUCCCCAGGGCAGACCUGCUUUUCAUCAUUGGAACAUCCCUGGAGGUGGAGCCCUUUGCCAGCCUGGCAGGAGCUGUGGGCAGGUCUGUGCCCAGAGUCCUCCUCAACCGGGACCUGGUGGGACCCUUCUCCUGGCAGCAGCGCCACAACGACGUGGCCCAGCUCGGGGACGUGGUCAGCGGGGUGGAGAAGCUGGUGGAGCUGCUGGGAUGGAGUGAGGAGAUGCAAGUGCUGAUCCAGAAGGAAAAAGAAAAGCUGGAUGCAAAAGACAAAUAGAGGAGCAGCAGCUGGCUGCUGCUGGAGAGCAACGUCUGCCUGGGGAGGAGGUGUUGGUGUGCCCAGUGUGUGCAGGGAUCAGUGCAGGGAGCCUGGGAGAGGCCAGCAGGAGCAAAGCCAGGAAUUGGAGCAGUGGCCAGAGCUGAAGGGAGCAAAACCCAAGUUCUGAGCUGCACACUGGUUCUGCACACAAAGGCCUUCCUGUUGAGGACUCCAGAGUAGUUGAUGAAGCUCCAGGGCAUCGUUCACAAGGAGCAGACAAGGCAGGAUCACUGCUGUCUGGAGUGGGAUCUCCAGCUGCCCCCCAGGACUGAACAUCUCCCAGCCCCUCCCCAGAUAUUCCUGAAUUGCAACCUUCCAGCUCCUGCUGUUCUUGUUCAGGAACACCAGCUCAAUCUGCUGGAUGAGGUUUGAACCACUGUGGUGUUAUUUAAUAAUAAAUACAGUUCUAAUUCUG